UAAAUGAAUAAAUAAAUGUAUUAUGUCUCUGCUCGGCCUGUACAGGCCAAGUGUUUACUGCGCAUGCGUUCUAACCCGAGUAACGAGGUAAUGACGUCAUGUCUCCUCCUCCUCCUACCCUCCUUGUUGCCAGACACACUGACAUCAUUUCCGCUCAUUGAGUCCCUGCGGCCUCCGGCCACCAGGAGGCGCUGCUGCUCCUCCUCAGCAGGAAGAGGAGCAGCAGCGUGCUGGACCAGUUCUCCGGUGGUCUGCUGGUCUACAGGGAACCAGUCCGACAGGAUGUCUGCAGAAGCCGAGUCCAAGCUCCAGCUGGUCCGGAGACACAUCCGGGCCUUCCCGGACUUCCCCAGGACAGGGAUCCUGUUCAGAGACAUCUGUCCCCUCCUGAAGGAUCCGGCGGCUCUGAGCGCCGCCAUCGACCUGCUGGAGGACCACGUGAAGAAGAACCACCAGCAGAUAGACCUCAUCGUAGGUCUGGAUGCUCGGGGUUUCCUCUUCGGUCCUCUUCUGUCUCAGCGUCUCUCUGUCGGCUUCGUCCUCGUCAGGAAGAAAGGAAAACUACCAGGAGAAACCGUCUCAGUGGAGUACACACUGGAGUACAGCACGGCUGAAGCAGAGGUCCAGCAGGACGCCGUGUCUCCAGGUCAGAAGGUUCUCAUCAUCGAUGACCUGCUGGCCACUGGAGGGACUCUGUGUGCAGCCUGUGAGCUGAUGGAGAAGCAGCAGGCUCAGAUUCUGGGAUGUCUGGUGGUGGUGGAGCUCAAAGACCUGGGAGGAGCCGACAGACUGAAACCUCACAGCGUCUUCUCUCUGGUCCAGUACUGAGGGUCUCUGGUCCAGGACUGGGGGUCUCUGGUCCAGUACUCGGGGUCUCUGGUCCAGUACUGAGGGUCUCUGGUCCAGCACUGAGGGUCUCUGGUCCAGUACUGGGGGUCUCUAGGACUCUGGUCUCUGGUUCUCCAGCCUGGACGUAUUCACGGUUUCUGUCAUUCUUCUGACAGGAGAAACGGUUUAAGAGUCUUAAUGUUUGGGUUUCUGUUCCUGUCUCCUGGUGCAUGCUGGGAUACCUGCCCAGGUGAAUCAGUCAUAUUAAUAAUAGAGGAUGAUGGAUCAGUAGUUGGAUCAGUCUACCUGUGAUUUUUGUUUCCAUACUGUAUCACUUCUGCUUUGUUUUAACCACAAACAUUAUUUAUGAGACUUCUAUAAAGAAAUGAUUGC
Centropristis striata (black sea bass) is the source of this 1221-nucleotide messenger RNA. RefSeq names its product adenine phosphoribosyltransferase (gene aprt). Gene Ontology annotation, molecular function: AMP binding; adenine phosphoribosyltransferase activity; adenine binding. Gene Ontology annotation, biological process: adenine salvage; AMP salvage. The record is from RefSeq and is a predicted model, not a curated record. The transcript has 6 exons. Gene Ontology annotation, cellular component: cytoplasm. Bases 16 to 828 code for a protein of 270 amino acids. Lineage: Eukaryota; Metazoa; Chordata; Actinopteri; Perciformes; Serranidae.